This is a messenger RNA of Elephantulus edwardii (Cape elephant shrew), 7779 nucleotides long. It is a transcript of the gene ABCA12, whose product is annotated as ATP-binding cassette, sub-family A (ABC1), member 12. Gene Ontology annotation, biological process: lipid transport; transmembrane transport. Gene Ontology annotation, molecular function: lipid carrier activity; ATP hydrolysis activity; ABC-type transporter activity. The transcript has 53 exons. Gene Ontology annotation, cellular component: membrane; intracellular membrane-bounded organelle. The record is from RefSeq and is a predicted model, not a curated record. Bases 1 to 7779 code for a protein of 2592 amino acids. Lineage: Eukaryota; Metazoa; Chordata; Mammalia; Macroscelidea; Macroscelididae.
AUGGCUUCCCAGUUUCACCAACUUCGGAUCCUAGUCUGGAAAAAUUGGCUAGGUGUCAAGAGGCAGCCGCUUUGGACUCUAGUCUUGAUUUUAUGGCCUGUCAUUAUCUUCAUCAUUUUGGCUAUUACCCGGACAAAAUUUCUUCCAACAGCAAAGCCAACAUGUUAUCUUGCACCUCGAAAUCUUCCUAGUACUGGUUUCUUCCCCUUCCUGCAAACUCUACUCUGUGACACAGACUCUAAAUGCAAAAAUACACCAUAUGGACCCCAAGAUCUGCUUCGGAGGAAAGGAAUGGACACCACACUAUUUAAAAACAGUGAAAUUCUGAGAAAGUCAUCCCACCUGAAGAAGGGCAGCGAUUUAUCACUCCAGAGAGCUAAAGUUCUUGAAAGCAGGCACGCAUCGGCAGCCUCAGCAAUUCCAAAUCCCGAUGUCGACGAUACUGGAACAGAUACUUUCAAUGCCAGUCAAGUGUUUGCACUCUUCCUUGAUUUAGAAAAGCUGUUAAAACAGAAUUCAACAUCUGAAGACGUGCGAAGAGAACUCUGUGAGAAACAUCCAACAUAUGUGGCUGACUAUUCCUUUUCUUGGACCACUCUGGGCAAAAAUGUUUUCAAUAUGUUCUGCCUUUCCAACAUGUCCCUUUUAGAGUCUUCUCUCCAAGAACUAAAAAAUCAGAUCUCUCAGAUAUCAAGGGAUCCCAACAAUCAGAAGAUAGUGUUUCAGGAACUGGUCAACGCUCUGUCCUUCUUCUCACAAGUGCAGAAGCAGACGGCUGUGUGGCAGCUUCUCUCCAGCUUUCCAAACGUGUUUCAGAACGCCACGACUCUCAAUGAUCUAUUCGAUGUUCUUCGAAAGGCAAGCAGUGCUCUGCUCAUCACGGAGAAGGUAUAUCCACGUGUCACAUCUAACAAAGGAUUCAGAGCCCUCCAGAAGUCUGUUAAACACCUGCUGAAGACGCUGGAUGCUGAAGAUGGUUCUCAGAAUACCACCCAGCCUUGGAGUGCAGAUGAUGGACAGACACUAUCUCCCAGCAGCCUGGCUGCACAGCUCCUAAUACUGGAAAACUUCGAAGAUGCUCUCCUAAAUGUGUCAGCAGAGAGUCCAUAUAUUCCUUACCUGGUAUGUGUGAGGAAUAUCACUGAUAAUUUGGCCAAAGGAUCACCAGAAAACCUCAGACUCCUUCAGUCUACAAUUCGGUUUAAGAAAUCUUUUCUUCAGAAUGGUUCCUAUGAGGAUUCCUUUCCUCCAGUGCCUGAAGUCAUGAAAUCCAAACUGUCUCAACUUCGGAAGUUGACUGAACUUCUUUGUGAACCUGAAACUGUGAGUUCAAUAGAAAAAAUAUGCCAGCUUUCUAAUUUGAGCUUUGGGGACUUGUGUGAAGAGAGUGCCCUUCAUGUACAAUUCCUCGAAGCAGCAGAGCUUGGUGCUGAAAUAGCAUCCGGGUUAUUGUAUCAUGAAAAUGUCAUAUCUGAAAAGCUGAGAGAUUUGCUUAUGGGAGAUCCAAGCAAAAUUGACUUAAAUAUAGAUGGGUUUCUGGAGCAGGCAUUGCAAAUGAAUUACUUGGAAAAUAUCACACGGUUAAUGCCGACCAUAGAAGCCAUGCUGCAUGUCAACAGCAGUGCAGACACUUCUGAAAAACCAGGUCAAUUAAUAGAAAUGUUUAAUAAUGUGGAGGAGCUGAAAGAAGAACUAAGGAGAACAACAGGCUGGUCCAACACAAGUGUCAACAAGAUGUUGGCCAUCCCCAUCCCAGAGAACAGAGCUGAGAUUAUUUCACGGGUAUUCUGGUUGCAUUCUUGUGAUGCUAAUAUCUCCAAUCCCAAAUUGGAAGAUGCAAUGAAGGAAUUCUGCAGCCUGCCUUUUCCAGAGAGAUCUCGCCAGUCUUACCUUAUUGGACUCACCCUUCUGCACUACUUAGAUAUCUACAACUUCACAUACAAGGUGUUUUUCCCUCGGCAAGAUCAAAAACCAAUGGAGAAGAUGAUAGAGCUCUUCUUCAGGCUGAAGGAAAUCCUCAAUCAGAUGACUUCGAGCUCAAGUUUGCUUCUGGACAAGAUGAAAUCCCUGAAGCAGAUGCAUCUGCCCAGAAGUGCUUCCUUUACUCAGGGGGUAUACCGAAGCAACCGAGUGAGCACACCCCAAGGAUCAUUCAGUACCAUUUCCCAAGCAUUAUGUUCCCAAGGAAUUACCACUGAAUAUUUAACUGCUAUGCUGCCCUCUUCCCAGAAGCCCAAAGGCAACCACACAAAGGAUUUUUUGACUUACAAAUUAACUAAAGAGGAAAUUGCUAAAAAAUAUGGACUUCCUUUAAAUGCCACCCCGUUUUGCUUCUCCCUUUAUAAAGACAUUAUCAAUAUGCCUGCUGGACCUGUGAUUUGGGCUUUCUUGAAACCUAUGUUGUUGGGAAAGAUCAUGUAUGCACCCAAAACUCCAGUCACAGAAGCAAUCAUGGAAAAGUCUAAUGUAACUCUGAGACAGCUGGCAGAAUUAAGAGAGAAAUCUCAAGAGUGGAUGAAUAAAUCGCCACUUUUCAUGAAUUCCUUCCACUUGCUAAACCAGACGAUUCCAAUGCUCCAGAAUACUCUAAGGAACCCAUUUGUGCAAGUUUUUGUAAAACUCUCCGUGGGACUCGAUGCUGUUGAAUUACUGAAGCGGAUAGAUGAGCUUGACUCCCUGAGGAUGACAUUAGAGAGUCACAUGGACAUCAUUGAUCAUCUUAACACACUAUCUACUCUGACGGUAAAUAUCUCUUCCUGUGUGUUGUAUGACCGUAUUCAGGCAGCAGACACUGUGGAAGACAUGGAGAGGCAGGCUCAAGAGCUCUACAAAAACAAUGAACUCUUUGGAAGUGUUAUUUUUAAGCUUCCUUCUAACAGAAGACAGCAGAGAGGUGAUACCUCUGAAAAUUUCUUUCUUCCACCUGUCAUCAAGUAUACCAUCCGCAUGAGUCUCAAGACGGCACAGACUACAAGAAGCAUAAGAACCAAGAUCUGGGCCCCGGGACCACACAAUUCUCCAUCCCACAACCAGAUCUAUGGCCGGGCCUUUGUCUACCUGCAGGACAGUAUUGAAAGAGCCAUAAUUGAAUUGCAGACAGGAAGGAACUCCCAGGAAGUAGCUGUUCAGAUUCAAGCAUUCCCUUAUCCUUGCUUCAUGAAAGACAACUUCCUAACCAGUGUCUCCUACUCUUUUCCAAUUGUGCUCAUGGUUGCCUGGAUAGUAUUUAUAGCUGCUUUUGUUAAAAAGCUCGUUUAUGAGAAAGACCUCCGACUUCAUGAGUACAUGAAGAUGAUGGGUGUCAACUCCUGCAGCCAUUUUUUUGCUUGGCUUAUAGAGAGUAUUGGAUUUUUGUUGGUUACCAUCAUCAUUCUCAUCGUCAUCCUCAAGUUUGGCAAUAUUCUUCCCCAAACAAAUGGGUUUAUUUUGUUCCUGUAUUUUUCGGACUAUAGCUUCUCAGUGAUUGCCAUGAGCUAUCUCAUCAGCGUCUUCUUCAACAACACCAACAUUGCUGCUCUCAUCGGAAGCCUCAUCUACAUCAUAGCCUUCUUUCCAUUUAUCGUUCUGAUUACCAUUGAGAAUGAACUAAGCUAUGUCGUCAAAGUAUUUGUGAGCUUACUCUCCCCAACGGCAUUCAGUUAUGCAAGUCAGUACAUCGCACGGUAUGAGGAACAGGGUGUUGGUCUUCAGUGGGACAAUAUGUACAGCUCCCCGGUUCAGGACGACACCACUUCAUUCGGCUGGUUGUGUUGCCUCAUCCUAGCUGACGCCUUCAUUUAUUUUCUUAUUGCGUGGUACGUCAGGAACGUUUUUCCAGGGACAUAUGGAAUGGCAGCCCCAUGGUAUUUUCCAAUUCUUCCAUCCUACUGGAAGGAGCGAUUUGGCUGUUCAGAGGUGAAGCAAGAAAAAACCAAUGGCCUUAUGUUUACUAAUAUUAUGAUGCAGAACACCAACCCAUCUGCCAACAAGACAAGUCCUGAUUAUAUGUUUCCCUCCAACAUUGAGCCGGAACCCAAAGAUCUCACAGUUGGGGUUGCCCUACACGGAGUCACGAAGAUCUAUGGCACAAAGAUUGCUGUUGAUAACCUCAACCUGAACUUCUAUGAAGGGCAUAUCACUUCCUUGCUGGGGCCCAAUGGAGCUGGGAAAACAACCACCAUUUCAAUGUUGACCGGCCUGUUUGAGGCCUCAGCAGGCACCAUCUUUGUCUAUGGGAAAGAUAUCAAAACAGACCUCAACACGGUCCGGAAGAACAUGGGCGUCUGCAUGCAGCACGACGUCUUGUUCAGUUACCUCACGACCAAGGAGCACCUACUGCUGUAUGGCGCCAUCAAGGUGCCUCACUGGACGAGAAAGCAGCUGCAUGAGGAAGUCAAAAGGACUUUAAAAGAUACUGGACUGUAUAGCCAUCGACAUAAGAGGGUUGGAACGUUGUCUGGAGGAAUGAAGAGGAAGUUGUCCAUAUCCAUAGCUCUCAUUGGUGGCUCAAGAGUGGUGAUUUUGGAUGAGCCGUCCACUGGAGUUGACCCAUGUUCUCGCCGAAGUAUAUGGGAUGUUAUAUCCAAGAACAAAACUGCCAGGACAAUCAUUCUGUCGACACAUCACUUGGACGAGGCUGAAGUGCUGAGUGACCGCAUUGCCUUCCUGGAGCAGGGUGGACUUCGAUGUUGUGGGUCACCUUUCUACCUCAAGGAAGCCUUUGGGGAUGGAUAUCACCUCACACUCACCAAGAAGAAGAGUCAAAAUCUAAACUCGAAGGUAAUAUGUGACACAGUGGCUGUGACGACGAUGAUCCAGUCACACCUCCCGGAAGCCUAUCUCAAGGAGGAUAUUGGAGGCGAGCUCGUUUACGUGCUUCCCCCAUUUAGCACCAAAGUCUCGGGAGCCUACCUGUCACUGCUGCGCGCGCUGGACAGUGGAAUGAGUGGCCUCAACAUCGGGUGCUAUGGCAUCUCAGACACCACUGUGGAGGAGGUAUUCCUCAACCUGACCAAAGAGACACAGAAGAAUAGCGAUAUGAGUCUUGAGCACUUAACACAGAAUAAAAUCGGAAAUCCCAGUGCCAACGGCGUCUCCACUCCUGACGAUUUAUCUGUGAGCAGCAGCAACUUCACAGACAGAGACGACAAAAUGCUGACGCGAGGAGAGAGACUGGAUGGGUUUGGGCUGUUGUUCAAGAAGAUAAUGGCAAUCCUCAUCAAGAGGUUCCACCACACCCGCAGGAACUGGAAAGGCCUCAUUGCUCAGGUCAUCCUGCCCAUCGUCUUUGUGACUACUGCCAUGGGCCUGGGCACACUGAGAGAUGCCAGCAACAGUUACCCUGAGCUCCAGAUCUCUCCGUCUCUUUACGGCACCACUGAGCAGACAGCCUUUUAUGCGAAUUUUAAUGCAAGCACAAAGCCACUGGUGUCAGCAAUGUGGGCCUUUCCUGGUAUUGACAAUAUAUGCUUGAACAACAGUGAUUUAAGAUGUUUAAAGCAAGGCACCAUUCUAAAAUGGAACACCAGUAAAGAACCUAGUACUGACUUUAAUGUCUGUACCUGCUCCCACAAUGUCCAGAAAUGUCCUGAAACCAGCUAUUACCCACCUCAUAGAAGAACAUUUUCUUCCCAAAUGAUUUAUGACCUCAGUGGACAUCCUGUAGAAAAUUAUCUUAUAUCGACUGCCAAUGAGUUUACCCAAAAAAGAUAUGGAGGUUGGAGUUUUGGGCUGCCUUUGACUAAUGAUCUUCGUUUUGAUAUAACAGAAGUCCCUGCCAAUAGAACACUUGCAAAGGUAUGGUAUGAUCCAGAAGGCUAUCACUCCCUUCCAGCUUAUCUCAACAGUUUUAACAAUUUCCUCCUGAGAGUGAACAUGUCAAGAUAUGAUGCUGCUAGACAUGGCAUCAUCAUGUACAGUCACCCUUACCCAGGAGUUCAAGACCAAGAACAAGCCACAAUCAGCAGUUUAAUCGAUAUUUUAGUGGCACUCUCUAUCCUGAUGGGCUACUCUGUCACCACCGCAAGCUUUGUCACCUACGUCGUGAGGGAACACCAGACCAAAUCCAAGCAGCUGCAGCACAUUUCAGGCAUCGGUGUGACGUGCUACUGGGUGACCAACUUCAUCUAUGACAUGGUCUUCUACUUGGUGCCUGUAGCAUUUUCAAUUGGUGUCAUUGCGAUUUUCCAGUUACCUGCCUUCUAUAGUGAAAACAAUCUAGGUGCUGUCUCUCUCCUGCUUCUGUUGUUUGGGUAUGCAACAUUUUCUUGGAUGUACCUGCUGGCAGGGCUCUUCCACGAGACUGGAAUUGCCUUCAUUACUUACGUCUGUGUCAACUUGUUUUUUGGCAUCAAUACUAUCGUGUCCCUCUCGGUAGUAUACUUUCUUUCCAAGGAAAAGCCAAACGAUCCGACUUUAGAACUUAUCUCUGAAACGCUCAAGCGCAUUUUCCUGAUUUUCCCACAAUUCUGCUUUGGCUACGGUUUGAUUGAACUUUCUCAACAACAGUCAGUACUAGACUUCUUAAAAGCAUAUGGCGUGGAAUAUCCAAGUGAAACCUUCGAGAUGGACAAAUUAGGUGCAAUGUUUGUGGCUCUGGCUUCUCAGGGCACCGUGUUCUUUCUCUUAAGACUCUUAAUCAACGAAUGGCUAAUAAAGAAAUUCAGACUCUUCUUCAGAAAAUUUAACUCCUCACCUAUAAUUGAGACAAUAGAAGAAGAUGAAGAUGUUCGGGCUGAGAGACUGAGAGUUGAGAAUGGUGCUGCUGAAUUUGACUUGGUCCAACUCCAUCGCCUCACAAAGACCUACCAGCUUAUCCACAAAAAGAUCAUAGCUGUCAACAACAUCAGCCUUGGAAUACCUGCUGGAGAGUGCUUUGGCCUUCUUGGGGUGAACGGAGCAGGAAAGACCACAAUCUUCAAGAUGCUGACUGGAGAUAUAAUUCCUUCAAGUGGAAACAUUCUGAUCAGAAAUAAGACGGGAUCUCUGGGUCAUGUUGACUCUCACAGCUCAUUAGUUGGCUACUGCCCUCAAGAAGAUGCCUUAGAUGACCUGGUAACUGUGGAAGAACAUUUGUAUUUCUACGCCAGGAUACAUGGAAUUCCAGAAAAAGACAUUAAGGAGACUGUUCAUAAACUCCUUAGGAGACUCCACCUGAUGCCCUACAAGGACAGACCGACUGCUCUGUGCAGUUACGGCACAAAAAGAAAAGUAUCCACGGCACUGGCCUUGAUAGGCAAGCCUUCCAUUCUGUUGCUGGAUGAACCCAGCUCUGGGAUGGAUCCCAAGUCCAAACGGCACCUCUGGAGGAUCAUUUCAGAAGAAGUACAGAACAAAUGUUCCGUAAUCCUUACCUCUCACAGUAUGGAAGAAUGUGAAGCUCUCUGUACCAGGCUGGCCAUCAUGGUGAAUGGAAGGUUCCAGUGCAUCGGAUCCUUGCAGCACAUCAAAAGCAGAUUUGGCCGAGGGUUUACUGUCAAGGUUCACUUGAAGAAUACCAGCGUGAGUAGGGAGGCCCUCACCAGGUUCAUGCAGCUGCACUUCCCCAAAACAUACUUAAAGGAUCAGCACCUCAGCAUGUUAGAGUAUCAUGUACCCGUCACAGCAGGAGGCGUAGCAAACAUCUUUGAUCUUCUAGAAACCAACAAGACUGCCUUAAAUAUCACAAACUUCUUAGUGAGUCAGACAACUCUGGAAGAGGUUUUCAUCAAUUUUGCCAAAGAUCAAAAGUCCUAUGAAACAGCAGACACAAGCAGCCAAGGAUCCACCAUCAGUGUCGACUCCCAGGAUGAUCGGUUAUAG